Messenger RNA from Calliphora vicina (urban bluebottle blowfly), 795 nucleotides. RefSeq names its product lectin subunit alpha. NCBI's taxonomy places the organism in Eukaryota, Metazoa, Arthropoda, Insecta, Diptera, Calliphoridae. The transcript is spliced from 3 exons. The record is from RefSeq and is a predicted model, not a curated record. The coding region runs from base 9 to 698 and encodes 229 amino acids. Gene Ontology annotation, molecular function: signaling receptor activity.
UUCAAACCAUGAAACAUCUACAAAAUAAUCGCUCUCUGCUAAUUUUAGCAAUUAUUGUGCUUUUCGCUCAGGUUAAAGGUACUCCUGAAUGGGCAGCAACCGAGGAUGGCACAAAAUAUUUAAUUGAGAGUAAAUAUGAGUACACAUGGUUUGAGGCUCUGCACGAAUGUGCCAAAAGAAAUUUAUCUCUGGUUGCAGUUGAUACAGCCGACAAAAAUUUUCAUUUAGUGAAAUUAUUAAAAAAUAGAUUUGGCAUUGGUCUGGAUCUAUGGAUUGGUUCUACAGCCUCAACAGCUGAACAUUCUAGUCGAAAAUUUGUUUGGGUUUCCAAUGGCAAAACAUUCAAUUUUGCCAACUGGGAAGAUGGGGAACCCAAUAAUUUGGGUGGCGAUCAGCCCUGUGUUCAUACAUGGUCGAAAACAAACAAUUUUAAUUGGGCCGAUGGUCAAUGGCAUCUGAAAUAUGGUUACAUUUGUGAAGAAACAUUUAUUUCACACUAUCGACACGAUAUGGAUAAGAAACGUCAUUCGAUCAAUGAAGUGGCUGAGCAAUUGAUAUUGUAUUUUAAAGAGAAACAGAAGCAUAUUGAACAGAUUAAUCAGGCCCAAGAUGUCCUAUUAAAGCAAAUCAAUUUGGAAUUGGAAGAAAAGUUGCAACAAACUAAAAAAAUAAUUGAUAAUAUUUUAGAAGAGCAUUAAAAACAAAUUAUUUAAUUACAAGUUUUUUAAAUUAUACAAUAUGUACAAAUAAAUAAAUACUCGUAUAAAUAUAAACAUAUAUGUAUAUGAAAUGUAA